CGUCUUUUUCCCCCCGGACCUGAGCGGAUUGUUUACUUUUCUUCUGAAUGCGUUAAACACACAAAAACUUAAUUUAUUAGCAUUUAAUCGGGUCAGUUUCGGGGUUUUGACCGUUACAACGUGUAUGUGUCAGUCUUUAUCACGUUUACCGAUAUUAACCGGACGUUUUUGUGUGGUUUUUGGAGGAUAAAACGCCUCAUUUCCUUACCGAGAGAGAGGCAGAAAGUCAAGCGAACAUGUCCGCGGAGCUGCGGAUGUUCACCGCCGGAGCAGCGGAGGGGUUCGGCGGCGGACCCCGCAGCAGCCCGCCGCCAGAGAUGGAGACCCUGCGGAUGUACGUUAACGAGCGGCUGACGGCGGCGGUGGACGACAUCCUGGGGCUGUUCGGGGAGACCGUGGCCCGGUACCGGGAGCAGAUAGACCGUCAGCGGGGACAGCUGGACAAGCUGAGGUCCGAGGAGGACAAGUGGAGCCAGACAGACCCCGACCAGACGUCCUCCUGGGUCAAACUCUGCCCUGAUGAUCCGAUCCGAAGCGUCCCGCUGGACCGGACGGACCAGACCCGUGAGACAGACGCCGUCUUCUCCGCCGCUCGGAUCAAAACGGAAGUCUGCGGCGAUGACCGCGGAGCUUCUGAGCCAACGAGCGACUUCGAUCCAGAAAGAGCGAGCGACGGCCGACAUCUCGCCGACUCAUCCAACACGGAAGACAGCGGCGACUGGGGAGAGGCGCCGGGGCUUUGGAGACCGGAGGAGAUGGACGAAGAAGCUCGGGGACAAAGUCCACCUCCGGGCGGAACGGCGCCGAGCUCAGCCGAGCCGCCACGCCCGUCCCAGCCGGCGUUUAGCUGCAAAGUUUGCGGCGAGUCCUUCAAGAGGAUCGGCCGCCUGACCACGCACGCCUCGGAGCACCCGAGAGACUGCGGCCUGUGCGGGAAGCGCCUGGAGCCCGCCGAGAGCCUGGAGCUCCACCUGCGCGUCCACCGGGACGCGGCGUUCCACUGCGGCGUCUGCGGCCAGGGCUUCACGCUGCGCGGGAACCUGCGCACGCACCUGAGGAUCCACACGGGCGAGCGGCCGUUCGGCUGCACCGUCUGCGGCAAGAGCUUCGGCCGCCGGGCGUCGCUGGUGCGCCACGUGCGCAGCCACACGGGCGAGAAGCCCUUCGUGUGCGCCUACUGCGGCCGCGGCUUCGUGGAGAAGGGGAACCUGACAGUGCACCUGCGCACGCACACCGGCGAGCGGCCGUACCGGUGCGCCAUCUGCGACCGGCACUUCAGCCAGCGGUCGUGCUUCUACAAACACCCGUGUCAGAGGAAAGCCUGUCGGCGGCCUCCGUCGUCGCACGCCAAAAACACCGACGGCGAUUAAAGGCCGCGGCUAACGGCUAUUUUCAGCGUGGAUUAACGUGCGGGGUAUUUUCUGGAUGAAUGGAUCGGUUGUUUGUAGGGGUUGCACGAUAUGGACAGAAUGUGAUAUUUUGCGAUAUCGAUAUUAAUUUUGAUAUUUUUAAACGUAUGUAAAAUUACAGAAGUUACGGGAAAACGCAUCGAAAUAGAUUCCUAACAAAUACAACACAAAGGUUAUUUCAACUGACUGUCAUAUUGGACACACACACACACACACACACACACAC
This is a messenger RNA of Perca fluviatilis (European perch), 1635 nucleotides long. Its product is annotated as zinc finger protein 32-like. Gene Ontology annotation, molecular function: DNA-binding transcription factor activity, RNA polymerase II-specific; RNA polymerase II cis-regulatory region sequence-specific DNA binding. The transcript has 2 exons. Gene Ontology annotation, cellular component: nucleus. Lineage: Eukaryota; Metazoa; Chordata; Actinopteri; Perciformes; Percidae. The coding region runs from base 237 to 1370 and encodes 377 amino acids. Gene Ontology annotation, biological process: regulation of transcription by RNA polymerase II. The record is from RefSeq and is a predicted model, not a curated record.